Messenger RNA from Sinocyclocheilus rhinocerous, 337 nucleotides. RefSeq names its product tRNA methyltransferase 10 homolog B-like. Gene Ontology annotation, cellular component: nucleoplasm; nucleus. Gene Ontology annotation, molecular function: tRNA binding. Lineage: Eukaryota; Metazoa; Chordata; Actinopteri; Cypriniformes; Cyprinidae. The annotation marks the transcript as partial. Gene Ontology annotation, biological process: tRNA N1-guanine methylation. The transcript has 3 exons. The record is from RefSeq and is a predicted model, not a curated record.
AUGUGAAUGAGCUGCAGCUCAGUAAACGUGUCAUUAAAGCGAUUACCAAAGAGAGACUGGAGGAGGCCAGAGGAGCAGGACCUGGCCUGUGUGUUGAUCUCAGCAUGACUGACUGUCUGUCUGCCAAAGAAAUCAGCCGCCUUGCAUGUCAGAUCAGGCGCCUCUACGGAUGCAACAAGAAAGCCUUGCAGCCAUUCCGCAUAUUUCUGACGGAGUUAAAAAAGGACAGUCUGCUGUAUAACGAAUGUGUUCGGAUGAAUGACGGCUUCCUGAAUUAUUUGAUUGAUGUGACUGAGGAGAGCUGGUUUCAUCUGUUUCCCUCUGAAGAUGUGAUAUA